Sinocyclocheilus anshuiensis is the source of this 2265-nucleotide messenger RNA. Its product is annotated as mothers against decapentaplegic homolog 9. NCBI's taxonomy places the organism in Eukaryota, Metazoa, Chordata, Actinopteri, Cypriniformes, Cyprinidae. The record is from RefSeq and is a predicted model, not a curated record. Gene Ontology annotation, molecular function: I-SMAD binding; RNA polymerase II cis-regulatory region sequence-specific DNA binding; DNA-binding transcription factor activity, RNA polymerase II-specific. Gene Ontology annotation, biological process: transforming growth factor beta receptor signaling pathway; BMP signaling pathway; anatomical structure morphogenesis. The transcript has 4 exons. Bases 716 to 1549 code for a protein of 277 amino acids. Gene Ontology annotation, cellular component: heteromeric SMAD protein complex.
UGGGUUGCGCUACAUGAACCUCAACCGAUUUUUUCUUUCAAAAUUCUAAAAGAAAUUCCUUUGGAACGUUGACCGCUUGAAAGUAACCGAAUAAUUCGCGCUUUGGAAAUUUCCGCUGAAAAAAAGUCAGAAAAACUUCCAACAAAUCACUUUCACUUUACAACCUUGGCCAAAAAGGUGCAUCACUUCCUGUGAAAGCCGGGAAAACAACUGUCCGCACUUGUCAUCUGACCCUGAAAACAAAUUAAAAGUGAAACGCUGCUGCCCACAAUGACCUGUUUUCUCUCAACAAUAGGCCUGUGAGCGAGUCUCAGGCUGCUCUUUUUGAAUGGGAUGAUGAUCCCUCUGUGUCUGACGUCCUGGGAGUUCCAGGAGCUGCGGAUGAAUUCCGCACGAAGGCGCUGAGGCUCCAGUCAGACUGACGCCGCGGCUCUCGCUCGAUCCAAGCACACGCGCUGUGCACCUCCAGUCGGCGCGAGAUUCAGCGUUCGGCUGUUUCGCGGGAUUACCCGACUACGCGGAUCGUUUUUCGACUCGUCACGUUAAGAUAAAAACGGCUGACUGCCUGACGAAAAAUCACUGUCAGGGGGUUUAUUCUAUACUCGCCUGUAUCUUGUCUGUAAAGAAAUAAACUGAGGCUCCUGGGUUGGAGUGAUUUAAAACAGAUCUGCCCCAAGCUUUGAGAAAAAUCUAGUCCCUGGUGUCGCCCCAUCGCAUGAUGCACUCCACCACAUCCAUCACCUCCCUCUUCUCCUUCACCAGUCCAGCUGUGAAAAGGCUGCUGGGCUGGAAGCAAGGAGACGAGGAGGAAAAGUGGGCGGAAAAGGCUGUGGAUUCCCUCGUAAAGAAGCUCAAGAAGAAGAAAGGGGCCAUGGAGGAACUGGAAAAGGCUCUGAGCUCUCCUGGCCAGCCCAGUAAAUGCGUUACCAUCCCUCGAUCCCUGGAUGGAAGGCUCCAGGUGUCCCAUCGUAAAGGUCUACCACAUGUUAUCUACUGCAGAGUGUGGCGCUGGCCGGAUCUUCAGUCCCACCAUGAGCUCAAAGCACUGGACUGCUGCGAGUUUCCUUUCGGCUGUAAACAAAAAGAGAUUUGCAUCAAUCCAUAUCAUUACCGCCGUGUGGAGACGCCAGUUUCCUCUUUUGUUUUAGGUGUGCACUUGUAUUACGUCGGAGGGGAGGUGUACGCAGAGUGUCUGAGUGACAGCAGUAUUUUCAUACAGAGUCGGAACUGUAACUACCAGCAUGGUUUCCAUCCCACCACUGUCUGCAAGAUCCCGAGUGGAUGCAGCCUGAAGAUCUUCAACAACCAGCUGUUUUCCCAGCUGCUGUCUCAGUCAGUAAAUCAUGGCUUCGAGGUGGUGUAUGAACUUACCAAGAUGUGCACCAUCAGGAUGAGCUUUGUCAAGGGCUGGGGUGCGGAAUACCACCGUCAGGACGUCACCAGCACCCCCUGCUGGAUAGAAAUCCACCUGCACGGGCCGCUGCAGUGGCUAGACAAAGUUCUGACCCAGAUGGGCUCCCCACACAAUCCUAUUUCCUCUGUGUCCUAAUGCAUUACAGAACAAGGGGAAUAUAGUUCUCCAAUAGACAUUUAUAGCACUCCUCAAGACACAUAACGCUCUUUCUCUUGUGAAAGUAUCUUUUCAGUGGAUGUUUAUGGUACUGCUAUAGGAUCAGCCAGGAAAUAUGUACAAUAUAAUGCUGUUAAAUAAGCAGUGGUUAGAUAAGCGUUGCAUUGUUUUUAAUUUAAAAAAAAACAUAAACACCACUACUUCACAGUAUGUAGUAGCUGAGAUCAGUUCAGACAGAAUCUCUCUAAUAGGAAGCCAAAGAAAUGUGUUAGUAGUUAGGUACUUGUUCUGGAAAUGUUUUAUUUGUGUCAUAUUUUGGCUAAUAUGUGCCUUCUAUAACAUUUCAAGUUGUUUUUCAUUUGCGUUAGCUUUCUUGAUCUUGAAAUACAAAAACCUCCCUUCUAUUUGUGCCUGUUUAUUUUCUAACCUAAAUGCAAAUGUGAAAAAGUUGAACAAUCCUUAAGUAUUAAUGCUUUUAAAGCUGAAAACUGCAGGUUAUCAAUUUUCACAAGAUCAAUAAAACUUCAUUUGAUCGCUCUUAGCAACUUACUGAGUUUACUCCAUGUUUAAAAUAAUAAAGCUGAUUGAACAAUUCUGUGUGUACGCUGUUACUUCCAGCUACAUGGUCAAGUUGUGGCAAAAAACUGUAGCUUUCACUGGUGACAUUAUUACAGAUUAGAUUAAGAUCACUAAAA